Sorex fumeus (smoky shrew) is the source of this 942-nucleotide messenger RNA. Its product is annotated as olfactory receptor 4C15-like. Lineage: Eukaryota; Metazoa; Chordata; Mammalia; Eulipotyphla; Soricidae. Gene Ontology annotation, cellular component: membrane. Gene Ontology annotation, molecular function: G protein-coupled receptor activity; olfactory receptor activity. The coding region runs from base 1 to 942 and encodes 313 amino acids. The record is from RefSeq and is a predicted model, not a curated record. Gene Ontology annotation, biological process: G protein-coupled receptor signaling pathway. The transcript has a single exon.
AUGGUCAGCGUGACAGUUCUGAGUGUUUUCUGGAAAAUCAUGCAAAACCAAAGCUUUAUCACUGAGUUUGUCCUACUGGGAAUUUCACAGAAUCCAGAUGUUCAAAAAAUUGUAUUUGUUAUAUUUCUGUUGGUCUAUAUUGCAACUAUCUGUGGCAACCUGCUGAUUGUGGCAGCAAUCAUCAGCAGUCCAACACUCCUAGGCUCCCCAAUGUACUUCUUCCUCGUUUUUCUGUCUUUGUUGGAUGCAGGCCUCAACUCAGGUAUUGCUCCCAAAAUGCUCAUAGACUGUCUCUCUGAGAAGAAAACCAUCUCCUUUGGAGGUUGUAUGAUGCAGAUUUUUUCUGCACACUUCUUUGCAGGGGCAGAGGUGAUUGUCCUCAUAUCCAUGGCCUAUGACAGGUAUGUGGCCAUCUGCAAACCCUUGCACUACACUUCUAUCAUGAACUCAAGGCUCUGUGGCAUUUUGAUUGCAGUAGCCUGGGCAGGGGGCUUUCUGCAUUCCAUCAUACAAAUUCUCUUUACUUUUCAACUCCCUUUCUGUGGCACCAAUAUCAUUGAUCACUUUAUGUGUGACUUGUUUCAAGUCCUGAAGAUUGCCUGCACUGAUACUUAUUCCUUUGCCAUUAUGGUGGUGGCCAACAGUGGAUUCUUUUGCAUCCUGAUUUUCUCCAUGUUGCUUGUGUCCCCUGCAGUCAUCUUAUUCUCCCUGAGAAACCACAGUGCUGAAGGAAAAAGAAAAUCCCUCUUCACCUGUGGAUCUCAUUUUACUGUUGUGGUUUUGUUCUUUGCUCCAUGUAUAUUUGAGUAUGCAUGGCUUCCAGUUGCUUUCUCCUUCGACAAAAUUGUGGAGAUGUUCUGCACUAUCCUAACUCCAUUACUCAAUCCUUUGAUUUAUGCUUUCAGAAAUAAGGAGGUAAAAAAUGCCAUGAGCAAACUGUGA